This is a messenger RNA of Closterium sp. Yama58-4, 828 nucleotides long. NCBI's taxonomy places the organism in Eukaryota, Viridiplantae, Streptophyta, Zygnematophyceae, Desmidiales, Closteriaceae. The record is from the annotation of a GenBank genome assembly.
AUGGCAGCAGCGAGUCCCGCAGAGUGGUACAACUCCCUGCCGCCAGUGAGCAAGGCAUGGGGAACGGCGCUAUUCGCCACCGCAUGUGCCAUGCAGCUCAAAGUGCUGCCAGUGCAGCUUAUCUUCCUCGACUACACCCUCAUAUUCCAGAAAUUCCAGAUAUGGCGCCUCGUUACAAACAUCUUCUUUGCAGGAGGAUUCAGCAUGAGAUUCGCCUUCACUCUCCUUAUGAUAGCCCGCUACUGUGUACAGAUGGAGACGUCAGCUUUCGCCGGAAGAACAGCGGACUUCCUCUACAUGCUCAUGAUCAACACGCUCAGCCUGCUAGUCAUCGCCCUCAUCAUCCCCUUUAAGAUCUUCUUCCUUAGUGAGCCGCUACUCCUCUCAGUCAUCUACCUGUGGAGCCGGGAGAAUCCCAAUGGCGUUGUCAACUUCAUGGGUCUUCUGUCUAUGCCAGCCUUCUACCUGCCCUGGGCGUACCUAUUCAUGGAUCUGCUCUUUGGAAUGAGUGUCGUUGACUCGCUGGCCGGCAUAGUGGCGGGUCACAUCUACUAUUUCCUCACCGCCGUGUAUCCGCGCACAGGGGGGGCUCAGCUCAUCCGCACACCACUCUGGGUCCACCGGCUUGUAGCACAGUGGGCAGUUUUAGCGCCCAACAUGGUGCAACCCCAGGCACCCCCGAGGCCCACUCCGGCCCGCGGGCCUGCUAUGGCAGCAGGAGGAGGACGAGCGGCAGGAGGGGGAGCAGCAGGGACAGCAGGGGGGGUGGGUGGUGGUUCGGGUGGUGCUGUGUUCAGGGGGCGAGCGUACCGAUUGGAUCGGGAUUAG